Messenger RNA from Eutrema salsugineum, 2413 nucleotides. RefSeq names its product DEAD-box ATP-dependent RNA helicase 11. Lineage: Eukaryota; Viridiplantae; Streptophyta; Magnoliopsida; Brassicales; Brassicaceae. Gene Ontology annotation, cellular component: nucleus. The record is from RefSeq and is a predicted model, not a curated record. The transcript has 7 exons. Gene Ontology annotation, molecular function: ATP binding; RNA helicase activity; RNA binding. The coding region runs from base 243 to 2078 and encodes 611 amino acids.
UGUGUCCGAUCCAAAAGCAAAACAAGGAAUUUAGGGUUUUUCUCUCCCCGAGCUUUUCCGUUGGGUAAACGACUACCGUUGAAUUGAUUUCUUCGAUUCGAUUCGAUUCUCUCUGCCGAUUUUUGAGGUUCCUUGUUUCCGCAGCUGCAAUCGUUUUCAUUAUCUCCUUCUUUCGUUGAUAAGUUUUCUUCUGGGAAGCUGCAACUUUUAUUUCUAGAUUUAGGACGUCACAAGUUUCAGUUAUGAGUGCAUCAUGGGCAGAUGUGGCUGAUUCAGAGAAGGCCGGUUCUAGGGCAAAACCUGCUUAUGUUCCCCCACAUCUACGGAACAGGCAAUCAGAGCCUGUUGCUCCUUUGCCUGAAAAUAAUCGUCCAGGGUAUGGUGUUCAACCAGCUGCGUCUCGAUGGACUCCUGGUGGUGCUGGUGGUGGCGCAGGCUACAGGGCUGAUGCAGGGCGUCCCGGAUAUGGUUAUGGUGGUGGAGGAAGCGGUGGUGGCUGGAACAACAGGAGUGGAGGGUGGGACCGUAAAGAACGUGAAGUAAACCCAUUUGGAGACGAUGCUGAUUUAGAACCCGUCUUUACCGAGAAGGAGAAUACAGGCAUUAAUUUUGAUGCCUAUGAAGAUAUUCCAAUUGAGACCAGUGGGGGAGACGUGCCUCCUCCUGUUAACACAUUUGCAGACAUUGAUCUUGGGGAGGCUCUGAAUCUGAACAUCCGGAGGUGCAAAUACGUGAGGCCAACACCCGUACAGCGUCACGCGAUUCCUAUACUGCUUGGAGAGAGGGAUUUGAUGGCCUGUGCUCAGACAGGGUCUGGGAAGACAGCUGCUUUUUGCUUUCCAAUAAUUAGUGGAAUCAUGAGAGAUCAGCAUGUACAGAGACCCCGUGGUUUACGGACGGUUUUCCCUCUUGCAGUCAUCCUCUCGCCAACAAGGGAGUUGGCAUGUCAGAUACAUGAUGAAGCCAAAAAAUUCUCCUACCAAACUGGUGUGAAGGUAGUUGUUGCUUAUGGAGGAACCCCCAUUAACCAGCAGCUCAGGGAACUUGAGAGGGGAGUCGAUAUUUUGGUGGCAACUCCUGGCCGGUUAAAUGAUUUGUUAGAGAGAGCUAGAGUCUCAAUGCAGAUGAUUAAAUUUUUAGCUCUUGAUGAGGCGGACAGGAUGCUGGACAUGGGUUUUGAACCACAAAUUAGAAAGAUUGUUGAACAGAUGGACAUGCCUCCACGUGGGGUGAGACAGACAAUGUUGUUUAGUGCUACAUUUCCAAGGGAGAUCCAGAGACUCGCAGCUGAUUUCCUGUCAAACUAUAUAUUUUUGGCUGUGGGAAGGGUGGGUUCAAGCACUGACUUAAUUGCUCAAAGGGUUGAGUUUGUCCAUGAGUCUGAUAAGAAAAGCCACCUCAUGGACCUGCUACAUGCGCAGAGAGAGAAUGGCGCCCAAGACAAGCAAUCAUUGACAUUGGUUUUUGUGGAGACAAAGAGGGGAGCUGACACUUUGGAAAAUUGGUUGUGCAUGAAUGAUUUUCCAGCAACCUCCAUUCACGGCGAUAGAACACAACAGGAAAGAGAAGUGGCACUGAGAUCAUUCAAAAGUGGGAGGACACCCAUUUUGGUUGCAACAGACGUGGCAGCACGUGGGCUUGACAUUCCACACGUGGCUCAUGUAGUGAACUUUGAUCUACCAAACGAGAUUGAUGAUUAUGUUCACCGUAUCGGGCGAACAGGACGUGCAGGCAAAUCUGGAAUAGCAACCGCCUUUUUCAACGAGAAAAAUGCAAUACUGGCUAGGCCGCUCGCUGAGCUGAUGCAAGAAGCCAACCAAGAAGUGCCUGAGUGGCUCACACGAUACGCUUCACGUGCCUCAUUUGGUGGUGGUAAGAAACGGGGCGGUGGUCGGUUUGGUGGCCGUGACUUCAGAAGGGAAGGGUCUUUCAGUAGAGGCGGAGGCGGUGGUGGUGGCAGUGACUACUACGGAGGAGGAGGGUAUGGUGGCGGUGGAUAUGGUGGUGGUCCAAGUGGUGGGUACGGUGGUGGUCCAAGUGGUGGGUAUGGUGCAGGAGUGACCAGUGCUUGGGAUUAGCCGGUUAAGGCCUCCCAAAUUUUCGUCCUUUUAACCUGACUUUAUAUUUCUUCUCUUCUACAUUCACAAGAGAGAACAUGUAUUUGCCCCCACCUCUUAGAUCUCUCAUUCAAGAGAUAGAUAUAACUAAUCGUGCAAUUAGGGGAGUCUCUGUUUUUGUUUUCAGGCUAUUUUUAGGAUUUGUCCUAAAAAAAUAGACAGUAGUGUUUUCCGAUUUUGAUCUUGUUCUCGUGUUUCUUCUAACAAAUUCAUUUGUUAGUUUGAAAUCCAAUUUGUUUUACAUUCCUUUGUUGUAGACAAUCUUUCCUGGUGAAAUACAAUCUAUCAUUACAGCC